This is a messenger RNA of Brienomyrus brachyistius, 1798 nucleotides long. RefSeq lists its product as uncharacterized. The record is from RefSeq and is a predicted model, not a curated record. Lineage: Eukaryota; Metazoa; Chordata; Actinopteri; Osteoglossiformes; Mormyridae. The coding region runs from base 410 to 1183 and encodes 257 amino acids. The transcript is spliced from 2 exons.
CAUACUGAUCGCUAUGUAUCGCGAUACAACAGUUUGAAAUGUUACCAAAGUGUCAUUUUAUAAUUCCCAUAUUAAACAAGUUACCGUGCAUAGUGCUUUGGGGAGAGACAGACUCCAAGAGUGCAGUUCAUUUCACGUGUCUUUAAGUCAUUGUCUGAUAUUAUCCAGAGCUGAAUGUGUGAUUCAUGCUUACUACUAUAUUCUUGCUUUGCAGUUCUUACACAAUUUUUUUUCUUAUUUACUUCUAAAAGUAAAUAAAAAACUUAUAAAACUGUCAUUAUUAUAUAACAACUACACGUAUUAUGAUGUUAUUAUUUAGUUAUGUUGUUGCUUGGUUACAUUUGAUGCCUCCGCACGUGGGAAGCUACCGGUUUGAAAGACGCGGCUUCACUUGCUUUUCUGCACCAAGAUGGCAAGAAUCAGACGAAUGGAGAAAGCUGUUUGCUGGAGCGAUGACAGAUACUGGGCAACUUGGGACAAGUGGGGAGAGGUGAUUGACUGGGGAGAUGAGAAAGAGCUGUGCUCCCCAGCAGAAUCACCUUCUGACCAGGCUGACAGUUCCACUGAGUCACAUUCCCGAAGGCGAAUUGCCAAGGCAGUUAGCUGGACGGAUGAUGCUUAUUGGGCAGCCUGGGACAAGUGGGAAGAGAUCAUCUGCUGGGGUGAUGAAGAGGAGUGCUCCCAAGUAACUCCACCCACUAGCCAGCUUGGGAGGGAUAAGGGGAUAGAUGUACAUGGGUUGGAGGCUUUUGUGAUAAAUAACAGGACAAUCUCCAUAAAGCCUGUAGACAACCAUCAAGAUAGUCUGAAGAUAGGAGCUGUGCUGGUAGACCUCUGCCAGUUUGAUCUCAAAUAUUUAGAUCAAAGUAAAUUUAAUUUUGAAAUUGUGCAAGUACAAAUUGGAGAAGUUGAAGUGGAGGAGACUAGAGAAAAGGCUUUUGAAAAAGCAUUUGAAUUGGAAAUUGUGGAUGUGGCAGUAGAAGUUGUAAACAGUGAAUUCCAACUGAAUGCAAUAAAUUUGGAUAUUGUUGAGACUAAGGUGGACAAAUUAUUAUUGGAAGAACUGAUCGUUGGCGAUUUAGAAGCAGGCAAUGUGAAGGUGUCAGUAUCAAAUGGCAAUGUGGUGAAGGUACCCUUAAGGUACCCUUCACCACAGAGGAACAGAAGAACCAGGCAACCUUAGACCAUACUCUCUGGUGGUUGACUCGUGGCAACUGGACUUGUCUCUGAAAGUUAGAAACGUUUCGCUGUUCAUCCAAGCAGCUUCUUCAGACUGAGGGAGGUAGUAAGUGUCCACAUAUUUAUCCUCCUGGGUAAGUAGUAUAAGGGGGCUCGUUGAGUGAAACAAAGUGGGGGGGGGGAGUUGCGGGUAGAUGUAACCAGUCCCUCCUACUCCAAUAGAGUGGGUCGUUAAGGGUGGUCCACCUGGUGGAGGUGUGAAUUGGGUCUGUUUUUUUCCUGGGAAUUAUUUUUGUUUUGGCAAAUGAUGAGAGGGCCGCAGGUUAAAUUGGAGACAGGUUGUGCCUAAUGCCUCUACCUCUGUUGAGUGAGGGGUUGUGCAUUUGCACAUGCAAAGCUGCUUGGACGAGCGGUGAAACGUUUCUACCUUUCAGAGAGGUACAAUGUCUUUGGAUGUCUUUUGUCUUAUGCAGUCUGGGAGUUGACUGAAUGCUGGGGCGGGGGUAGCUUUUCCUUUGUAGUGGGGUCCGGUGGGGCGCCUUGGGCUCUAUGGGGCCCGGUGGUGCUGCUGCCUUGGGCCCCGGUCUGGAUGGGCCUGGGCCCCCCUCCCUGGAUGGAU